Molecule: messenger RNA, 666 nt
Organism: Chrysochloris asiatica (Cape golden mole)
Lineage: Eukaryota; Metazoa; Chordata; Mammalia; Afrosoricida; Chrysochloridae
Gene: CLDN6
Product: claudin 6
Exons: 1
Coding region: 1-666 (221 amino acids)
Biological process (GO): bicellular tight junction assembly; cell adhesion
Cellular component (GO): bicellular tight junction; plasma membrane
Molecular function (GO): structural molecule activity
Source: RefSeq, a predicted model, not a curated record
AUGGCUUCUGCUGGUCUUCAGAUCCUGGGAAUCAUCCUGACAACCCUUGGCUGGAUCAAUGCCCUGGUCUCCUGUGCCCUGCCCAUGUGGAAGGUGACCGCCUUCAUCGGCAGCACCAUCAUGGUGGCCCAGGUGAUGUGGGAGGGGCUGUGGAUGUCCUGUGUGGUGCAGAGCACGGGACAGAUGCAGUGCAAGGUGUACGACUCGCUGCUGGCCCUGCCCCAGGACCUGCAGGCCGCCCGUGCCCUCUGCGUUGUCGCGCUGCUGCUGGCCCUAAUUGGCCUGCUGGUGUACCUCGCGGGGGCCAAGUGUACUACCUGUGUGGAAGACAAGGACUUCAAGGCUCGCCUGGUACUCACCUCCGGCAUCAUCUUCAUCAUCUCUGGGGUCCUGACCCUGAUCCCUAUCUGCUGGACAGCCAACACCAUCAUCCGUGACUUCUACAACCCCCUGGUACUCGAGGCUCAAAAGAGGGAGUUGGGGGCCUCCCUCUACCUGGGCUGGGCUGCCUCAGGUCUUUUGUUCUUGGGCGGGGGGCUGCUGUGCUGCACAUGCCCCUCUGGGAGGUCACGGGCCUCCAACCAUUACAUGGCCCGUUAUUCAGCAUCUGCCCCACAGAGCACCUCUCGGGGGCCCUCUGAGUACCCCACCAAGAAUUAUGUCUGA